Messenger RNA from Chrysochloris asiatica (Cape golden mole), 1494 nucleotides. It is a transcript of the gene POLM, whose product is annotated as polymerase (DNA directed), mu. The record is from RefSeq and is a predicted model, not a curated record. Gene Ontology annotation, biological process: double-strand break repair via nonhomologous end joining. Gene Ontology annotation, cellular component: nucleus. NCBI's taxonomy places the organism in Eukaryota, Metazoa, Chordata, Mammalia, Afrosoricida, Chrysochloridae. Gene Ontology annotation, molecular function: DNA binding; DNA-directed DNA polymerase activity. The transcript has 11 exons. The coding region runs from base 1 to 1494 and encodes 497 amino acids.
AUGGCUCCGGUGAUCCCGAAGCGCCGGCGAACGCAGGCCGGAAGUCCAGCCGGCGCCGCCGCUUCCUCCGCUUCUCUCUCGGGGCGCUUCCCCGGCGUCGCCAUCUACCUGGUGGAGCAGGGCAUGGGUCGCAGCCGCCGCUCCUUCCUGACUCGCCUGGCACGCUCUAAAGGCUUCUGCGUCCUGGACGUGAGCAGUUCUGCGGUGACCCAUGUGGUUGUGGAGCAGACUUCAGCAGCGGAGGCUCUCUGCUGGCAGGAGCAGAAGAUGGUGACUUCUCCCUCAGGGGAUACUUUCUCAACUCUGCUGAACAUGAGCUGGCUCACAGAGAGCCUGGCUGCUGGGCAGCCCGUGCCUGUGGAGAACCGGCACCACCUGGAGGUGACCAAGCCCAGGAAGAAGACUCCCAGCCUAGUGGUGCCAACCUAUGCUUGCCAGCGUCUGACACCUCCCACCCACCACAACACCAGCCUCUCAGAGGCUCUGGAGACGCUGGCAGAGGCUGCAGGCUUUGAAGGCAGCGAGGGCCGGCUCCGCUCGUUCUGCAGGGCCGCCUCUGUGCUCAAGGCCCUGCCCAGCCCCAUCACAGCCAUGGCCCAGCUGCAAGUGCUCCCCCACUUUGGAGAACACUCGUCCAGGGUUGUUCAGGAGAUGCUGGAGCAUGGCCUGUGUGAAGAGGUGGAGAGGGUGCGGUGCUCCGAGAGGUACCAGACCAUGAAGACCUUCACCCAGAUCUUUGGAGUUGGUGUAAAGACUGCUGACCGGUGGUUCCAGGAAGGGCUGCGGACCCUGGAUGACCUCUUCAAGCAACCUCAGAAACUGACCCAGCAACAGAAAGCAGGGCUUCAGCACCACCAGGACCUCAGCACUCCGGUACAGCAGCAGGAAGCCCAGGCUGUGCAGCGGGCAGUGGAGACGGUUGUGUCGCAAACCCUACCCGGUGCCACCGUCACACUGACUGGUGGCUUCCGGAGGGGGCAGUUGCAGGGUCACGAUGUGGACUUGCUCAUCACUCACCCCCAGGAAGGUCAGGAGGUGGGGCUGCUACCCAGAGUGCUAGACUGCCUGAAGAGCCAGGGCCUCAUCCUAUACCACCUCCACCAACAUAACCACUAUAAAGACCCUGCCCACCUGGUGAGGCACAACCCCACCAUGGAUGGCUUUGAAAGGAGCUUCUGCAUUUUCCGCCUGUCACACCCCCCUGAGGUGGCUGUGGGGUGGCCCCAGAAACCCUGCAAGGCCUGGAAGGCUGUGAGGGUAGACCUGGUGGUCACCCCAGUCAGUCAGUUCCCCUUUGCUCUCCUUGGCUGGACCGGCUCCAGGCACUUCGAACGGGAGCUACGCUGGUUCAGUCGGAAGGAGAAGGGGCUGUGGUUGAACAGUCAUGCUCUCUGUGACCCGGGGCAGAGAAAGUCUUUCCAUGUGACUUCAGAGGAGGACAUCUUCAGACAUCUGGGCCUGGAGUACAUUCCCCCUGAGCAGAGAAAUGCCUGA